AUGGCGAAUCUGACAACCUCUUCUGGCGACGUGUUCAACCGGCCACAGUUUGAAUCGCUGCUGAAAAGGCGAUUUUUCUUCACCGAAGCCUUCGAGGUGUACCGAACCGCACCCAACUACAAGGGAGACAAUCGUGGCCUCUAUGACUAUGGACCGCCCGGCUGUGGUAUGCUGGCCAAUAUUGUCAACGAGUGGCGAAAGCACUUUGUUAUCGAAGAGAAUAUGCUCGAAGUCGAUUGCACUGCUAUAACACCAGAGGCAGUCUUGAAAACAAGUGGUCAUGUCGAUAGAUUCGCUGAUUGGAUGUGCAGGGACCCUGCCAAGGGCGAAUAUUUGCGUGCCGAUCACCUCGUUGAGUCUGUGCUGGAAACAAGGUUGGCAAACAGCCGGCUGGCUGCCGCUGACCCCCAGAGCAAAAUGGAGAGAUUGGACAGUGCCAAGGUAGAACAGUACCAAGAAAUUCUAGCCAAAAUGGACAACUACGAUGGGCCUGAACUUGGCAAAUUGAUUAGGGAGCUUGAUAUCAGGAACCCCAAUGGUGAUGGCAAGGUUGAAGAACCAACUGCCUUUAAUCUCAUGUUUCGGUCUACUAUCGGUCCAAGUUCAGCUUCGCCUGUAUAUUUCAGGCCCGAGACUGCUCAAGGUCAGUUUCUGAACUUCCGAAAGCUACUAGACUACUGCCAAGGGUCUAUGCCUUUCGCAUCCGCUUGCAUUGGCAAGUCAUAUCGUAAUGAAAUUUCUCCACGGUCGGGCUUACUUCGAGUUCGAGAGUUCUUAAUGGCAGAAAUUGAACAUUUUGUUGACCCGGAGAGCAAUAAGAACCACGAACGUUUUAGCGAAAUAGCUGAAAUUGAACUGCCGUUUUUAGAUAAAAAGACGCAACUUUCUGGACAAACGUCCAUCUCAUCGAUGCCCAUUGGCAAGGCCGUUGAAACGAAGCUUGUGGACAACGAAACCCUCGGCUACUUCCUUGCGAGAGUGUACCUAUUCUUGCUCAAGAUUGGCGUGGAUCCGCAAAAACUACGGUUCCGCCAACAUCUCGAUAAUGAGAUGGCACAUUACGCAUGCGACUGUUGGGAUGCGGAGCUUCUGACUAGUUAUGGCUGGAUCGAGUGUGUUGGCUGCGCUGACCGGAGCGCAUAUGACUUGACCGUUCAUUCUCGAGAGACCGGAACCUCAUUGACGGUCAAGGAAGCCCGCGCCACACCUCUUGAAAUCACCGAAUGGAAAGCAACACUGGAGAAAAGGCUCGUGGGGCCUCGAUUCAAAAAGGAUGCCAAGAAGAUCGAGCUGGCAGUCGGGCAAUUGGAUCAAGAUCAUCUCAGACAAUUAGCCACAGAGCUAGCUGGAAAGGGCGUCGUGACAAUUCCUACAGACGAGCUUGCAAAUGGUGCCCACUCUGUAGAGCUCACGUCUGAUGUUUGCUCCAUCAGACAAACCACUCGCGUGGAGACGACGCGGGAAUACACGCCCAAUGUCAUCGAGCCUUCCUUUGGUAUCGGCCGCAUACUCUACAGUAUUCUUGAGCACGUGUACUGGAGCAGACCGCAGGAUGUUGCUCGAGAGGUGCUCUCAUUGCCUAUCCUCGUCGCGCCUGUCAAAGUUUUGCUUGUACCACUGUCGAAUAACGUCGGCUUUAAGCCCGUAAUCAAGGCCCUGGCCAGUCGGCUGAGAGCUAUGGGCAUUGCGAAUAAUGUAGACUCGUCUAGCGUUUCUAUUGGCAGGCGAUACGCGAGAAAUGACGAACUCGGCACGCCGCUUGGAAUCACGGUGGAUUUCUACACGUUAAAAGACGGGUCCGUUACGUUGCGAGAGCGGGAUUCCAGAGUCCAGGUCCGGGCCUCUCAAGAUGAGAUUGUUGAGGCGAUUAGAAAUCUCACCGCGGGCGCUGAGGCAUGGGAUCAAGUGGCUAGGAGGCUACCCGUGUUUACAGGGCAAAGUCAAGAAGACUAA
This is a messenger RNA of Metarhizium robertsii ARSEF 23, 1953 nucleotides long. Its product is annotated as glycyl-tRNA synthetase. The coding region runs from base 1 to 1953 and encodes 650 amino acids. The transcript is spliced from 3 exons. NCBI's taxonomy places the organism in Eukaryota, Fungi, Ascomycota, Sordariomycetes, Hypocreales, Clavicipitaceae. Gene Ontology annotation, cellular component: mitochondrion; cytoplasm. The record is from RefSeq and is a predicted model, not a curated record. Gene Ontology annotation, molecular function: ATP binding; glycine-tRNA ligase activity. Gene Ontology annotation, biological process: mitochondrial glycyl-tRNA aminoacylation.